Molecule: messenger RNA, 2067 nt
Organism: Apiotrichum porosum
Lineage: Eukaryota; Fungi; Basidiomycota; Tremellomycetes; Trichosporonales; Trichosporonaceae
Exons: 22
Coding region: 1-2067 (688 amino acids)
Molecular function (GO): RNA binding
Source: RefSeq, a predicted model, not a curated record
AUGACUGCUCCAGCUUCGCCUCCACUCUCCACCAGCCAUGCCAGUACGCCUUCACCCACCCUGGAGGAAGGCCGUCGCCACCAGGUGCCCUCCACUCUUGUGACCACCUCGACUGGGCCCAAGGUUUCCUCCUCGCCUCUCACCACCUUGGAGAUGGCCAAAAGCACUGACACGGGAUCGCCCGUUAAGCCGAUCCCCACGCUUGAUCCCCGUUCCACCGUCUUCAAACCUCUUAGACCCAUAGAAACCCCGGCCGCCAAGGUGUCCACUCAGUGGGACAGUGUUACCAAGGACCUUGCGGCCAACGGGGACCAGUUUGUCCGCGGCACUCCCCCGCGUGCCCGCCUGUCUCUUCAGUCCGCUGCGAGCACCGUCAUCGACACUCCUCGUUCUCAGCGUUCCCUGGACGUUCACACGCCUUCCACCGACUUGACCUGGGCCUCGUCGGCCUUUACCGGUCGCACCUUGUUCACGCCGCCGAGCAAUCUCGGCUUUGACUCGCCACGCAACAACCUCGGCGCGCCGAUGGCGUUCAAAACCGAUGCGCCUGCCCAGGAAGAGCUUGGCCGUUUCCUCAUGAUCAACAACGUUCCGCGUGGGGCCAACGGCGAGGACAUCAGGCAGAUCAUCAAGAACAUUGCUCCGUACAGAGCCAUCAUCGUCAAGCACCUGCGCACCAAGGGCUGGGUCUACGAGAAGCUCCAAGUCAGCAGUAUUCGCUUCGGAGCCAACGACCCACUGGUUCAGCUCCACUGUAGCACCAUCUCGUCCGACGUCGUCCGCCAGAUCACUGGGUCCGGCGAGGAGUGGGAUCAGGUGUGGCAGGCCUCUGAGGCAACGGUUAGGGUUCAGAUUCACGGCCCGCACGGAGUGUCCAUCGUUGGCAUGGAGAAAUGCCUCUCGACCAUUGGUGACCUCAAGACCUUUGCCCCUCACGACGCCAGUGGCAAAUCUUUCUCUGCCGAGUAUUAUGACACGCGUCGCGCCGCCGACGCCAUUCGCGUUCUGAACAACCAGGCCAUUGAGGACGGUGUUCUCUCGGUUCGCUAUGCCAGUGAUGACCCCUUCCAGAGCGAACCCCUUGGCGGUCGUCGCGACUACCAGUCGCCUUCCGCAUACACUCUCGGCUCGGCGGCGUACAGCCACAGCCGCACCAGCAGUGGAGCCUACCUGCCUCCCUCAAGCAACAACCCUACGUUCAAUGCGUCCGAGCCGUCCUCGCCGUCAGCUCGCCACGACCUCGCGUCCCGCUUUGAUGGUCUCCGUGUCCAGAGUGAUGUUUCGCAAGUGAGGAACGCUCUUGCUUGGGCUCCACCUACCGGGCCCGAGGUCGACGACAUGUACCCUCAUGAGGCUCCGCCCAAGGUUAGCCCCAUCUCCCGUCACCUUUCCGACCCCGGAGCUCUUCAAGGCAUGCUCAACCAGAUGGACCACAAUGCUCGCGCUCGCCGGCGCCAGAGUGUUGGCUGGAGCACCCCCGACCGCCAGGCUAUCCCUCCUGAGAACCGCGUCUUCCCUGAACGCAUCGUUGCUGGCUUCGAUACUCGUACCACUGUCAUGGUGAAGGAUGUGCCGAACAAGCUCUCCCGUCAGGAACUGAUCAACAUCCUGAGCGAGGUGGUUCCGAACGAGUUUGAUUUCGUGUACCUCCGUUUCGACUUCAACAACCACUGCAAUGUCGGCUACGCCUUUGUCAACUUUACGUCUGUCAAGGCGCUCUACACUUUCAUCCAGUCCAAGGUCGGCAAAAAGUGGAACAUGUUCUCGAGCGAAAAGGUCCUUCAGGUGUCGUAUGCCAACAUUCAAGGAAAGGUGUCGCUUGUCAACAAGUUUAGAAACUCUGCUGUCAUGGACGUCAUUGAAGAGUGGCGUCCCCAGAUCUUUUACUCCAAUGGUGCUCUCAAGGGCAAGCCUGAGCCAUUCCCUGAGGCCGACAACCCUUCGGCGCGCAACAGAUCCACGGCGGCGCGUCUGUCGUUCCUUUCAGGCUCCGUGACCCGCGAGUCGCUCAGCAACGACCCUUCCGCAUAUGACUACUCGGCUUCCUCGUCCCACCACGGCUUCUGA